Messenger RNA from Hippopotamus amphibius kiboko, 1996 nucleotides. RefSeq names its product solute carrier family 7 member 4 (gene SLC7A4). NCBI's taxonomy places the organism in Eukaryota, Metazoa, Chordata, Mammalia, Artiodactyla, Hippopotamidae. The transcript is spliced from 4 exons. Bases 80 to 1996 code for a protein of 638 amino acids. Gene Ontology annotation, biological process: amino acid transport; transmembrane transport. Gene Ontology annotation, cellular component: plasma membrane. Gene Ontology annotation, molecular function: amino acid transmembrane transporter activity. The record is from RefSeq and is a predicted model, not a curated record.
AGGCUGGGCAGCCUGUCACUCCCCACUGGCCCCCCGCAGGUGCCGGCAGCUGGCUUGGCGCUUCUCUCGGCCGCCCACGAUGGUCUCAGGACUGCCCAGCGUCGCCGGCCUGGCGCGCUUCUGCCAGAAGCUGAAGCGGCUGAAGCCGCUGGAGGAGGCCACCAUGGAGACGUCCUUGCAGCGCUGCCUGUCCACGCUGGACCUGACCCUGCUGGGCGUGGGGGCCAUGGUGGGCUCGGGCCUCUAUGUGCUCACUGGCACCGUGGCCAAGCAGAUAACCGGCCCGGCCGUGAUCGUGUCCUUCACCGUGGCCGCCAUGGCCUCCCUGCUGGCGGCCCUGUGCUACGCCGAGUUCGGGGCACGCGUGCCCCGCACGGGCUCUGCCUACCUGUUCACCUACGUGUCCAUGGGCGAGAUGUGGGCCUUCCUCAUCGGCUGGAACCUGGUGCUCGAGUACGUCAUCGCUGGCGCCGCCGUGUCCCGCGCCUGGAGCGGCUACCUGGACGCCAUGUUCGACCACCGCAUCCGCAACUUCACCGAGGCCCACGUGGGCGUCUGGCAGGUGCCCCUCCUGGCCAGAUACCCAGACUUCCUGGCAGUUGGCAUCCUGCUCUUGGCCUCCCUCUUCGUCUCCUGCGGAGCCCGUGUCUCCUCCUGGCUCAACCACACCUUGUCUGCCGUCAGCAUGGCCGUCAUCCUCUUCAUCGUCAUCCUGGGGUUCAUCCUCGCCCGCCCGCGCAACUGGGGCCAGGAGGAGGGCGGCUUCGCGCCCUUUGGCUUCUCCGGAAUCAUGUCCGGCACGGCGACCUGCUUCUACGCCUUCGUGGGCUUUGACGUCAUCGCCGCCUCCAGCGAGGAGGCCCGGAACCCGCAGCGAGCUGUGCCCCUGGCCAUCGCCAUCUCACUCGGGCUGGCGGCCGGCGCGUACAUCUUGGUCUCCACCGUGCUCACCCUCAUGGUGCCCUGGCACAGCCUGGACCCCAACUCUGCGCUCGCCGACGCCUUCUACCAGCGGGGCUACAGCUGGGCUGGCUACCUCGUGGCAGCUGGCUCCAUCUGCGCCAUGACCACUGUCCUGCUCAAUGGCCUCUUUUGCCUGCCACGCAUCAUCUACGCCAUGGCCGCCGACGGGCUCUUCUUCCAGGCAUGUGCCUACGUGCACCCCCGGACACAGGUGCCUCUGGUGGGCAUCCUGGUGUUCGGGGCCCUCACGGCCUUCGUGGCGCUGCUGCUGGACCUCGAGGCGCUGGUCCAGUUCCUGUCCAUCGGCACCCUGCUGGCCUACACCUUCGUGGCCAUCAGCGUGAUCGUGCUGCGGUUCCAGAAGGCCCCUCCGUCCAGUUCCCCGAGCCCAGCCAGCCCCGGCCCCGCGGCCAAGGAGUACAGCUCCUUCUCAGACCACAUAGAGCUGGUGGGCACGGAGCCGGGCACGGAGCCGGCCCCGGCCCCGGAGCCCGGGCAGCUGCGGCCAGCCCUGAGGCCCUACCUGGGCUUCCUGGAUAGGUGCAGCCCCGGAGUGGCCGUGUCUUCGGCGAUCUUCGUCCUGGUGAGCUCGGCCGUCGCCCUGGACUGUGUGCUCAUCUUUGGGGAGGCGUACCUGCACCUCCCCCGCUGGGGCUACAUCCUGCUGCUCCUGCUCUGCGGCCUCGUGUUUCUGCUCAGUCUCCUCGUCCUGGGGGCCCACCAGCAGCAGCGCCAGCAGGGCACCUUCCAGAUGCCCAUGGUGCCCCUGGUGCCGGCGCUGAGUGUCCUCCUCAACACCUGCCUCAUGCUGAAGCUCAGCCACCUGACAUGGGUCCGCUUCUGCAUCUGGCUGCUCAUCGGGCUCUCCGUGUACUUCGGCUACGGCAUCUGGCACAGCAAGCAGAACCAGCGAGACCCGCCAGGGGUGGCCACCACGCGCUACGUGGUUUUCCCCAGCGGCGGCCUGGAGGAGACGGUGCAGGCCGUGCAACCCCCCAGCCAGGCACCAGCCCAGGGGCCCCGCGGCCCCUGA